AUGGCCAUGAAAAAGAAGAGGGCCGGGGGGUCAUUUCGCAAGUCCCCUUCUGGCACCUCUGGAGCUUCUGGCACCCCUCAAACCUCUGGCACCCGCCAGGCUACCCACACUUUCCAGGCUACCCAAACCCCCCAAGCUACCGAAACCCCCCAGGCUACCGACGCCCCCCAAGCUACCGACACCCCCCAGGCUACGGGCACCUUCAAAGCUCGCAGCACUCCCACGGCCCCUGUUACCUCUCGAACUAUCCCAGAAAUGGCCUCCAAACAAUCCCCCCCGAUCCCCUUUGACAAGUAAUUUCACCCUUCCAAACCCGCCUUGCCCUUUAACUGGGUGCUGUACUGAUCCGCAUAGAUUUGCCUCCUCGGAAAUCUUCACAAUCCGUGCAGGCUCUGACCUCCAGGCCUUCCAUGUUCACAAAGACCUCCUCGCCGGGCUCUCGGACGAAAUGCGCAAUCAUGUGUACAACGACAUGAGAGAGGGCAAGGUAAACGUCAUGGACAUGGGGCACGUAUCCCCAGACACCAUGCAGCGGUUCAUGGAGUUCUGCUAUUCCGGGGACUACCUGUACGCUCCUGGCGCUGAAAACAACGAAGACCCUCUAAAAGAUAAAGAGGCCACGGAAGCCCUUCCGAUUCUGAUGGCACACGCAAAGCUAUACGUCUUUGCCGAGAUGUUCAACAUUGCCUCGCUGAAGAAACUGUCGGGUGACAAGAUCAUCACUCUCACACGCCUCUUCGGAGAGUUGGAGGAAAGGGCGCAUGGGCUCGCCGUGGUUUCGCUGAUGGAGUACGUGCUGGACAAUAUACCCGCCACCACUGAGUCGACGGAUAGGCUGGUCAAGUUUUUGGCGAGGUAUUCUGGGUACCUGAUUGAGAAGAUUGGGGGGUAUCCGGAGUUCCACCUGGCCCUAGCGAGUUCCGCGCGGGAAGACUUUUUUAGGGUGUUUUGCAAGUGGGUGAAGGCGGAGAAGGAAAAGGAGCCGUGGGACGAUCUGGGAUGAGGUUUUGAUAGUGAUGGGAUUUUUCUCGCUUGGUGAUUGGGACACCUUUUGGACUAUUUUUCUCAGCCCAAGCGUUUUUCCCUUUUUUUUUUCACCAAGGCAAAUUAGGUAUUAUAGCAGGUUAGGCAAAGGUACUAUAAAGAGCCCACUGGGGUAUUCGAUACUG
Tuber aestivum (summer truffle) is the source of this 1169-nucleotide messenger RNA. The record is from the annotation of a GenBank genome assembly. Lineage: Eukaryota; Fungi; Ascomycota; Pezizomycetes; Pezizales; Tuberaceae.